Molecule: messenger RNA, 2031 nt
Organism: Hemisphaericaspora subhashii
Lineage: Eukaryota; Fungi; Ascomycota; Pichiomycetes; Serinales; Debaryomycetaceae
Gene: PUS7
Product: pseudouridine synthase
Exons: 1
Coding region: 1-2031 (676 amino acids)
Biological process (GO): pseudouridine synthesis
Cellular component (GO): nucleus
Molecular function (GO): RNA binding; pseudouridine synthase activity
Source: RefSeq, a predicted model, not a curated record
AUGUCAGACAAAAGAGCAAUUUCAGAGUCAGACAUUUCUACGUCUUCUCAAGGAGAAACCAAAAAACCAAAAGUCUUACAAUCCGGUUUAAGAGAACCAGAUGUUGGAAUUACUCAAUUCAUUAACCCCAACGCCGUUGGAUUCACAGGAUAUAUCAAGACCUUAUAUUCAGAUUUCCAAGUCAAUGAAAUCGAUACAUCCGGAAAAGUCAUCCAUUUAGAAGAUAAAGGAAUUGAUGUCGGGAAAAGUCUGAAAGAAAAACGUCUUGAAGAACGUGAAAAACAAAGAGCUGAAUUAGAAGGAAAAACCCAAGAAGAAAUUCAAGCAAUUUUAGCAGAGCGUAAAGCCGCAAAAGAAGCAAGAGAAGCUAAAGAGAACGAACUUCCAAAAUAUGAAUUAUCAGAAGAGCACCGUACUGAAAUAUUGAAAUAUUUCACUCCAGAAGAAUUGGCCCAAAUUGAAGAAUUAUUCAAAACUGGAAACAACAUGGAAACUAAAUCAUCCUUUGAUGAUAAGGACACCAGAACUACAAUUCAUAAAUUAAUCAGAGCCGCAUUUCAAGGAAAAUUAGAAACAAUCACUUCUCCUGAAAAUACAUUCAAAAUCGCCAUGUCUAAAAAAUCAUCCAGAAAACCUCGUCCUGAUGAAAGUAUGCAUCAUGUUGAUGAAAAUGGAGUUAUAAAUUAUGGUGCUGGGAAAUUUAAACCAUAUUUACAUUUUACCGUAUUUAAGGCAAAUAGAGAUACUAUGGAUAUUGCCAACAACAUUACAAGAUUAUUACGAAUCCCUAAAAAUCAAAUCAAAUAUGCUGGUACCAAAGAUAGACGUGGUGUCACUUGUCAACGAUUAAGUGUGGAAAAGGGAAAAGUCCUUAGAAUAAAUUCCUUGAAUAAAGCACUUGCUCCAAAUAUAAUUCUCGGUGGGUUCAAAUAUGAAGAUUAUUCAUUAGGAUUGGGAGAAUUAAAGGGGAAUGAAUUCAUAAUUACAAUCAGAGAUGUUAGUUCAGAAUGUGGAAAUGUUGAAAAAGUGGUUGAAGAAGGAUUUGAAUCCUUGAAAGAACAUGGAUUCAUUAAUUAUUUCGGUAUGCAAAGAUUUGGUUCAUUUGCUGUCCCAACUCAUAUACUUGGAAUUCAAUUAAUCAACGAAAAUUGGAAAUCAUUUGUCGAUAUGUUAAUAGGACAACAACUCAGCGUCGAUAACCCUUCAUUUGAAGCUAGAAAGAUUUGGACUGAGACUAGAGAUGCAGCAGCUGCUGUAAAAACAUUACCCCACUAUUUUGUAGCUGAAAGCUGUAUCCUUAAAUCUUUAAGCAAAGACAAUAAGAAUAAAGAAGGUGAAUAUGCCGAUAGUUCAUAUUUUCAAAGUAUUAUGGCCAUCCCAAGAAACCUUAAGAGAAUCUAUGUUCACGCAUAUCAAUCAUACGUUUGGAAUACAGUUGCCCUGAAACGUAUUGAAAUGUUUGGAUUAGAAUUACAAGAAGGUGAUUUAGUCAUCGAUGAUGACAAAUUACAACCAGAUGCCGAUUUAGAAGAAGAAGAUAUCGCCAACAGGGAUGACAUUAAGGUAAAACCACUCACCAAGGAAGAUAUCGAUUCCGGAAAAUAUACUAUCUUUGAUAUCAUCCUCCCAACUCCAGGUUUCAAAAUCACCUAUCCAACCAAUGAAUCACUCAUGCAAGUCUAUAUCGACGUUAUGGCAAAGGAUAAUCUUAAUCCAUUUAAGCUCGCAAGAAAGAAUCAAGAAUUCUCACUUCCAGGUUCAUAUCGUAAAGUUAUGUCAAAACCAACUAAUCUUUCCUAUGAGAUUGUCCAUUAUUCUAAUGAUAAAGCACCUAUUGUCAGAACUGAUUUGGAAAUGCUUGAUUUGAAGAAGGGUGAAGGGGAAGAAGAACCAAGUAGAAUCAUACAGAGCGAGGGUGAUAAGAAGGCUGUAGUUGUUAAGAUGGCGUUGGGUGUUAGUUCAUAUGCUACGAUGGCUCUUAGGGAGUUGAUGAGAAUGGAUACCACUAGAUUUGGUGAAACUAUGAAAUAA